Molecule: messenger RNA, 971 nt
Organism: Nymphaea colorata (pocket water lily)
Lineage: Eukaryota; Viridiplantae; Streptophyta; Magnoliopsida; Nymphaeales; Nymphaeaceae
Exons: 5
Coding region: 118-630 (170 amino acids)
Source: RefSeq, a predicted model, not a curated record
CCCGAUAUUGAAAUUGCUGUUUUAUAAUUCUGCUAUAUAAACAGCAACGCCCGAACGUUGCGGCCGCUUCUACCUCCUUCCCCUGCGCCGCUUGCUCUAUCUCUCUUUCCAACCGUUAUGGAAAUCCCGACGCAGAGUGCCAACGGUUUGCCGAUUACUAUUUCUUGCAAUUCUGGUUCGGUGGAGCCGUCCCUGAAGAAUAUGAAUUCCAGUCGGUUGAAGGACUCCCCAAAUGAAAUAAUCGAGAAAAUCUCCAGUGUUGUCUUGAACAUGGACGAGGUGUGCAGCCGACUCAAGGAUAACGAUGCCUCACCUUCGGCUACCCCGCACAAGCAGUUGCAGAAAAAUCUCUCCCAUAAAGGGUCAUUCCGUGGUGAAAGGAAGGCUUAUCAUGACCACUGUAAAGCUUCUUCUUGUUCCGUGGAGGAGAUGAAAUGCCAGUCGUUGGUGGUUCCGGUAUGCGCAGCGGAGGGAGAGAGCAGAGUGCCGAAGAGGUCCAGGCGACCCUGCCUCGAUCCGAGAAGGGUCGUGAUGAUAUUCGCGACAGUGUCAAGCAUUGGAACCAUGGUGCUCAUAUACUUUACCAUGGCAAUUGGCAAGAUCAACGGUGAUGACGCCCAGGCCAGAUGAUCUGAAAGGCUGCUUCGGAGCGGUCGUAUUUUGCCGAUUUUAUUAGAGGACCAUCACGAACCUUGCGUUCCCACAGCAUAAUAAUGUAAUAUGCCGCUUCUUAAAUAGGAAAGGCUACUAGGAGUUGAAGCAACAAACGGUAGGUAGGGUGAUGGCUCUGCAGAGAUUCCUUCAGUUCCCAUCCCAUGUUAGAGAGCAGAGUCCUCACCUUACUGUGGCUGACUUGACUGUACAUGCUUGUUUACUCCAGCAACGAACAAGAGUUCCAGAAUAAAGGAGAGACCUAUUGCACGCGUGCUGGAUUAUGAAUUAUUCCUUUUCAUCUUUCCCAUCUUCACUCC